Podarcis raffonei (Aeolian wall lizard) is the source of this 2032-nucleotide messenger RNA. RefSeq names its product fatty acid hydroxylase domain containing 2 (gene FAXDC2). Gene Ontology annotation, molecular function: C-4 methylsterol oxidase activity; iron ion binding. Lineage: Eukaryota; Metazoa; Chordata; Lepidosauria; Squamata; Lacertidae. Bases 191 to 1123 code for a protein of 310 amino acids. The transcript is spliced from 8 exons. Gene Ontology annotation, biological process: sterol biosynthetic process. The record is from RefSeq and is a predicted model, not a curated record.
AUUCUAAUUAGGGUGCCUCACACCCUACAAACUCACAACAGUACUCUGCCUACUGAUAUAACACUCGUCGUUCAUGGAAGGAGGUUGAGAGCAAACACCUACAGAGCUUCCAGUCUGUCUUUCCCCAAGGCAAGGAGCAGUAGCUUUUUGGAGAGUGGAUGAGCGGGGUGUAUGGAAGUUCUGGGAUUCGAUGAAGAUCGCUGCCUUUAUACUGGGUCCUGCCCUGCUCAUGUUUGUUGCUUUCAGGAACUCAGUCACAUGGCACCUGGAGAAAUUCUGGGGAGCCUCUGGCUUGUUCUGGCAGACUCAGUGGGAGAACUUGUACCACCUCCUAGGGAGAAAUGAAUGGGCGAUUUUCAUAGUUUGCACUGGAAUAAUUCCUGCCCUGGUUUUCUGGAGCUUCAAUGGAAUCUUGAUGGUAGCAGAUGUGACUGGGAAGCCGAGUUUCAUCACCCAAUACCGCAUUCAGUCGGGAAAGAAUGAUCCUGUGGACAGAAAAAAACUGCAGAAUGCCAUACGAACAGCCCUGUUCAAUGAUUUUUUCAUCUCUCUGCCCAUGAUUAUCCUCAUGCUCCCUAUCAUGAAAUGGAGGGGGGAGCCAUGCAGUUUGCACUUGCCCACUUUCCAUAGGUUUCUUCUCGAGCUGGCAAUCAUUACGCUAUUGGAGGAAAUUCUCUUCUAUUACUCUCACCGGCUUCUUCAUCACCCUCUCCUAUACAAACACAUUCAUAAAAAGCACCAUGAAUGGACCGCUCCUAUCGGUGUAGUUUCUAUCUAUGCUCAUCCAAUUGAGCAUGUGGUUUCCAACAUGCUGCCUGUGAUGACUGGCCCAAUCCUCAUGGGAUCUCAUGUUACAUUCAUCAUGGUUUGGCACUCCCUUGCCUUUCUGGCCACCACCAUUUCUCACUGUGGCUACCAUUUACCUUUCCUGCCCUCACCAGAGUUCCAUGACUAUCAUCACCUCAAAUUCAAUCAGUGCUAUGGUGUCUUGGGUGUGCUGGACCGCCUGCAUGGAACAGAUCUGUUGUUCAGGCAAUCAAAGGCCUACGAGAGACACACAGUUCUGUUGAGCUUCACCCCCCUCACUGAAAGCAUUCCUGAUUGUCCUAAGAAAUCAGAGUGACCCUUAAGUGCAGCUUAUUUCCUUCGCCAUCAUCCAGAUAAUCACAAGAAUCAGGAUAUAUCAGAUUUUCUCGCAAGGCACUCUACAAGAGUGUUGUGGCAGGUUUCAUGUUUUCAUUGGCAAGAGACAGCUUGACCUAUAACACAGCCUCUGAAAAGGAUCAGGGUAACACUCAUGUUUAUAGAGCACCAUGACAGAAAAUGAAUGAAUGGUAGCAUCUACAGCAGGGGUAGGCAACCCGCGGCUCCGGAGCCGCAUGUGGCUCUUUUACACCUUUGCCGCGGCUCCGGGGCAGAUACUAGCGAGGGGAGGAGGCGCAUUGUGCGCCCCGACACUCCCCACUGUGGCGGGCGCUGUACUGGCUGUGACGUCACCUUCCCGCCUGCUGUCAGAUUGCGGCUCCAGAGAUAUAUUUGUUUUAAAUGUCGCAAUGGUUUUGCGGCUCCCAGUUUUUUUUCUCUUCGGAAACAGGUCCAAGUGGCUCUUUUUGUCUUAAAGGUUGCAGACCCCUGAUCUACAGAAAUGGUUGUGGUUGACCAAGGAAAGCUAAAAGUACUGUAUAACAAAGGGUGCUGGAGGUGAGAGAAUAUACUUUCUGGCUUACAGAAAACAACCAACUCUCAUAGAAUUCCAAGUUAGAAUUUCAGCCCGACUCAACAAAGGACCAAGAGCAGGGACAUUCGAGAGCAUUUACCGUAUUUUCCUGUGUAUAAGAGGAUGGUUUUUUGCUAAAAAAAAUAGGCAAAAAUUGAGUGUCAUCUUAUACAUGGAUAGUGAAUGCAGAUGGGGACGUGUGAUUAAUGGAAGCAGCAAGCAGAAGAUUGGCAGUGGGGAUUGGGCAGGUGAUUGGUGGCUGCAAGGCCUGCUGGCGAUUGGCUGUGGCAACUGGGCAGGCAAUUGGCUGUGGCA